AUGUAUUAUAUAUUCAAGCUACCUGAAGAAAUUGACAAUUAGUUCCCCGUUGAUUCGGCUGAGGCGUUUGGAAAUAGCCACCACAGGUGCUUGUAAAAGCGUCGAGAUCUGCGCACCGAAUCUGCGUUUGUUUGCAUUCUGUGGGUUUUAUAGGAUUCCCAUUGCCUUGAAGAAUGUUUCGUCUCUUAUUAAUUUAUUCCUUGGGGCAAUGAGUCCUGUGAUAUUAAUUGAUUAUAUGAACCAAUUAUCGGGUUUUCUUUCUCAGCUCGAGUCUCUGACACUUCACACAUCUAUAUUUCAGAUUAGUAUUAUAUCCUUUUUUCUUUUUCUUUUCUUAAUAAAUUCUUUUUUUUUUGUCUGAAAUUGUUGAGAUUAAACUUAUUGUUUCAGGAUUAUGUACUUGCAAAAUGUCCAGAUUUACCUAAGCUCAAGAAAUUAGUACUCGAUAUUAUGCGCCCAAGUGGAUAUCAAAGUCUACUGUGUUUUACUCCCCUAAUGAGUGUUGCACCUUCAUUACGUGAGCUGGUAUUGAAGCUCCAAUGGUCUGAAAAUUUUAUGCGAAGAACGAUUCAUACUGUUAAAGCACAAAAUAGACAUCUUGGUGUUGAAGUGCUUCAGAUAGAAGGUUUUGCAGGCGGUGAUAUUGAUGUUGAACUGGCUGAGUAUGUGGUUGAGAAUGCGACUUCACUCAAGAAAAUAGUUAUUGAUUUUCGUCGAAUUAAACCUAAUGUUUUUCGCAAGUACGAGAAUGUAAUGGCUAAACAAGGUGAAGCAGACAUUGUGGAUAGCGAUCGGAUGGCAAUAGCUAGAGAAGGCGCUGCUUUGCUAAAAGCAAAACUCGCUGCCGCUGUUAAACUGCUUAUUCGAUCAUAA
Erythranthe guttata (spotted monkey flower) is the source of this 873-nucleotide messenger RNA. The record is from RefSeq and is a predicted model, not a curated record. Lineage: Eukaryota; Viridiplantae; Streptophyta; Magnoliopsida; Lamiales; Phrymaceae.